AGGCUCAUGUGGGAUUUGAAGCAAUUGCAAGAGGACCCAUCUGUGGGUGUCAGUGGAGCACCAUCUGAAAACAACAUUAUGCAGUGGAAUACAGUUAUAUUUGGACCAGAAGGGACACCCUUUGGAGAUGGUACUUUUAAACUAGUAAUAGAAUUUUCUGAAGAGUAUCCAAAUAAACCACCAACUGUUAGGUUGUCAUCCAAAAUGUUUCAUCCAAAUGUGUAUGCUGAUGGUAGCAUAUGUUUAGAUAUCCUUCAGAAUCCAUGGAGUCCAACAUAUGAUGUAUUUUCUAUCUUAACAUCAAUUCAGUCUCUGCUGGAUGAACCAAAUCCAAACAGUCCAGCCAGUAGCCAGGCAGCACAGCUUCAUCAGGAAAACAAAAGAGAAUAUGAGAAAAGAGUUUCGGCCGUUGUUGAACAAAGCUGGAAUGAUUCACGAUAG
Canis lupus familiaris (dog) is the source of this 441-nucleotide messenger RNA. RefSeq names its product ubiquitin-conjugating enzyme E2 B-like. The coding region runs from base 7 to 441 and encodes 144 amino acids. Gene Ontology annotation, biological process: protein polyubiquitination; proteasome-mediated ubiquitin-dependent protein catabolic process; DNA repair. NCBI's taxonomy places the organism in Eukaryota, Metazoa, Chordata, Mammalia, Carnivora, Canidae. Gene Ontology annotation, molecular function: ubiquitin conjugating enzyme activity. The record is from RefSeq and is a predicted model, not a curated record. Gene Ontology annotation, cellular component: HULC complex. The transcript has a single exon.